GCGGCGGCGGCAGCCCCGGGGAGGCGGUAACGGCGGCGGCGACCGCGGCCGGGAGGGUCCCCGCUGGGACUCGGGAGCUCUGCUCGGCGGGUAUUUCAGUCUGCUAAAGGUGCGGUGGAUAUACUAGGAUGGACACAGAGGAAUUCCCUCCCCCACCACCAGAAGUUCUAGAGCAUGAACCAAAAGCUGCGAGUACGAAUGAUGAAGAGGAGGAUGAGGGAGAACAGUUUGACUUUGACAGUGGAGAUGAGAUACCAGAAGCAGACAGACAAGCCUCUGUGCCACCUCCUCCUGGUCCUGGAAAUAACAUAGAGCACCAGGAGGCUAAGGCCACAGGGGCUGAUAACUUAGAAAACAGUGAAAAGCUACAAACAUCAGAACCUGCUGCAGAAGGCAUUCCAGCCAAAGUAAAUCCCUACUCAGUCAUAAAUAUUUCACCAAUCCAAGACAAAGAUCCACCCUCAUCACCAGAACCAAGUCCUCAAGAUGAAUGUGCAAGUCCAAACUUGUCCGGUGGAUAUUCUGUUCCUGUCCCCUGUGGCUAUGCUGUGCCAUCUAAUUUACCUUUGCUACUGCCAGCAUACUCCAGUCCUGUCAUAAUACGCAGUGUUUCUGUAGAUGAAGAAGGUACACAGUCAGCAACUGAAGAAUGUCAAUAUAAUUCUGUAAACUCGGAGGAGCCUCAAAAUAGUGAAGAUAACCAGGCCAAGAGAGAGGAUGAUGCUCUGGCCAAGUGGGUUGCAGAUCCUGCAAAUACAGCAUGGAUGGAAAACCCAGAUGAAGUAAUUUAUGAUGAUGUGCCAAGAGAAAAUUCAGACUCUGAACCAGAGGAAAUGAUUUAUGAUGAUGUUGAAAAUGGUGAAGAUGGUGGAAACAGCUCGCUGGAAUAUGGGUGGAGUUCCAGUGAGUUUGAAAGCUAUGAAGAACAGAGUGAUUCUGAGUGUAAAAAUGGAAUUCCCAGCUCCUUUUUGCGAGGCAACCACAAGAGACAUCUUUCUCAUGACCUAACGCGUUUAAAGGAGCAUUAUGAAAAAAAGAUGAAAGAUUUGAUGGCAAACACUGUGGGAGCAGUAGAGAUUCAGCAACUAAAGCAAAAACAUGAGCUGAAGAUGCAAAAGCUUAUGAGAGCUGCUAGAGAAGGUACCAAAGAUGGGCUUGAAAAGACAAAAGCAGCUGUGAAAAAGGGUCGUUCUUUCAUUAGAACAAAAUCUUUUAUUUCUCAAGAUCACAGAUCGUCAUGUCUGGAAGAAGAGGAGCUAAAUUUAUUUAUUGAUGUGGACUGUAUGCAUACAGAAGCAAUUAUGACUCCUAUGCCUGAAGGAUUAUCACAGCAGCAGGUUGUGAGAAGGUAUAUUUUGGGCUCUGUAGUUGACAGUGAGAAGAAUUACGUGGAUGCUCUUAAAAGAAUCCUGGAGCAAUAUGAAAAGCCCCUUUCAGAUAUGGAACCAAAAUUAUUGAGUGAAAGAAAACUCAAAAUGGUCUUUUACCGAAUUAAGGAAAUUCUUCAGUGCCAUUCAAUGUUUCAGAUCGCACUGGCGAGUCGUGUAUCUGAGUGGGACUCUGUUGAAAUGAUUGGUGAUGUCUUUGUUGCUUCAUUUUCUAAAUCUAUGGUAUUGGAUGCGUACAGCGAAUAUGUGAACAACUUCAGUACAGCAGUAGGGAUUCUCAAGAAAACAUGUGCCACUAAACCUGCCUUUUUAGACUUCUUAAAGCAGUGCCAGGAGUCAAGCCCCGAUCGAAUUACACUGUAUGGUUUAAUGAUGAAACCUAUCCAGCGCUUUCCACAGUUCAUUCUACUAUUGCAGGAUAUGUUGAAGAACACUAGUAAAGGACAUCCUGACAGAUUACCUCUACAGAUGGCUCUUACAGAACUUGAAACACUGGCAGAGAAGUUAAAUGAAAGGAAAAGGGAUGCAGAUCAGCGCUGUGAAAUAAAACAAAUAGCAAAAGCAAUGAAUGAACGUUAUUUGAACAAGCUUCUCAGCAGUGGAAACAGAUACCUCAUAAGGACUGAUGAUAUGAUUGAGACUGUUUACAAUGAUAAAGGAGAAAUUAUCAAAACCAAAGAACGACGACUUUUCAUGUUAAAUGAUGUGCUGAUGUGUGCCACAGUAAAUAUUCGCUCUUCCUAUGAAAGCAGUGGCGCCGUGACAACUGGCCAUAGGUAUUUAUUGAAGUGGAGUGUACCGCUGGGACAAGUGGAAGUCAUAGAGUAUGGCAACGGUGAGGGCCAAGGAGAGAACUGCAGGUUUCCACCCCAGCACUCUGCUGAAAAUGUCGUCGUUAACUCUAAGCCAAACAAGCUCUAUAUGGGACCAGGGCAACUGUACCAUGAUCUGCAGAACCUUUUACAUGACUUGAAUGUAGUUGGUCAAAUUAGUCAAUUAAUAAGCAGCCUUAAAGGAAACUAUCAGAACUUAAACCAAUCUGUAGCCCAUGACUGGACCUCAGGUUUACAAAAACUGAUUUUGAAAAAAGAAGAUGAAAUCAGAGCCGCAGAUCGCUGUAGAAUUCAGCUGCAACUCCCAGGAAAACAGGACAAGUCUGGGCGGCCCACUUUCUUUACAGCUGUGUUCAAUACAUUUACCCCUGCCAUCAAACAGUCUUGGAUCAACAAUUUACAAAUGGCUAAACUGGCCCUUGCUGAAGAUAACCUGUUAGGUUGGUUCUGUGUAGAAGAUGAUGGGAAUCAAAUCAAAAAGGAGAAACAUCCUCUCCUUGUUAGACACAUGCCAGUGAUGAUGGCCAAGCAGCAAGAGUUUAAGAUUGAAUGUGCUGCUUAUAAUCCUGAACCAUACCUCUCUGGUGAAACGGAGUCAGAUUCUUGUGCCAUGGAACAUGGUUUUCUUUGGAUUGGCAGUUGCACUAAUCAGAUGGGCCAAAUUGCAAUAGUCUCAUUUCAAAGCUCCAGCCCCAAGGUUAUUGAAUGUUUCAAUGUGGAAUCACGGAUUCUCUGCAUGGUCUACAUACCAGAGGAGGAGAAACUGAAAGAGCAAAAUAAGACUCUUGACUCUGAAAAUGUUCUUGCAAAAACUUCUAAUGUGCCUACUAUUUGCCUUGGCAUGGAAGAAGGAAGCAUUUCUGUUUACAAAAGUUGCCAAGGCUCGAAGAAAAUACGACUUCAGCACUUCUUCACUCCUGAAAAAUCAACUGUUAUGAGCUUAACAUAUAUGUCUCAAUACUUGUUUGCUGGCUUGGUAAAUGGAAACAUCUCAAUCUACACAAAAGCAGAAGAUGGGACAUGGAACACAGAGCCUCAGAAGAUAGUUAAACUGGGGGUUCUGCCUGUUAGAAGUCUGCUUGUGAUGGAGGAGACCAUUUGGGCUGCAUGUGGUGGACAAAUUUUUAUAAUCAGCACUGUGACACAUGCCAUAGAGAGCCAUUUUGAAGCCCAUCAAGAGGAAGGGAUGGUAAUCUCUCACAUGGCUGUUGCUGGAGUGGGAAUCUGGAUUGCCUUCACAUCUGGAUCUACGCUUCGCCUGUUCCACACUGAGACACUGAAACACCUCCAGGAUAUUAACAUUGCCACACCUGUUCACAAUAUGUUGCCAGGGCAGCAGCGUGUUUCUGUGACCAGCCUCCUGGUGUGCCAUGGUUUAUUGUUGGUUGGAACAAACCUGGGUAUAAUAGUAGCAUUACCAGUGCCACGCUUGCAGGGGAUUCCCAAAGUAACCGGAAGAGGCAUGGUGUCAUAUCAUGCACACAACGGCCCAGUCAGGUUUCUUGUAACGGCUACAUCUGUAAACAAGAAGAACAGAAACAAGCUGAGGAACAGCCUGCCUCCAGGCUCAGAACUGAAAGAUGACGACCAGAAGAACGUUCUGCACAAUGAAAGACCGGGCUCUUCCCUUGGUAACACCCAUGAAACUGCAAUUUGGCUGGGGGGUUCAGUAGGAUCCAUUGCACAAAAAAGUGACUUGUCGUCAUCUUCUGGAUCCCUUACUUUGUCUCACGGAUCAGGUUCCCUAGAACACAGGCCAGAGGACAGUAACAUUUACGAGCUUUUGAAGGAUCAAAAUAUCUCAUUUAAAAAUAAAAGACAGAGAUCUCGGAAAGUGAAAGCGAGUUCAAUAUUAGUCAUUUCUGGUGGCCAAGGACACAGAAGAGUGAACAAGAAGACCAAGCAGCAGCGACAAGAUGAACUAGUGUCUUCAGUGAUGGUCUGGCAAAUCCCGCUAUUAAAUAUCUAACUGAACUAAAUCCAAGAUACUUUCUGCUAUUAAAAAAAAGUCUGAUAUCCUCUUACAGCACAUUCCAGCUUAGGACCCAAAUGGAUAGACUUUAAGCAUCUGGGAGCAAUUUCAGUAGGCUUUGAUCACAGGAUUAAGGGUUGCACGACAGUCUUCACAUACUUAGAACAUUCUGCAGUGUUAGGGUGUUGGAAGACGUUCAGCCCUUGAUGCUGUCCUUGAUACUUAGAACAAAAAGGAUCUGUUAGACACUUUUAAAUGGUUUUAGAAUCUUUACCUUAUUUAUAUUCACAUUUAUAAAUACCACAAGUAUGUUCUAUAGCACUUAGGGAAGGCAAGGAACACAUGCCAUGUCUCAUGCUGGUUUUUGCUUAUGUAAAUCAGCUGUUGUUUCUUUUUCCAAAGUGACACAUUGCAUGGACUGUAGAUUGUAACAAAUUAGCAAAUAUUUUUAAACAAUUAAUAGUCUAAUGUAAGCUAAUAUUAAUUUCAUAAUUAGUACAGUAGUUUGUAACAUCACUCCACAAGCCAGAGUUUGGUCUAGAUAAAAGCAGUUAUAUUAAUUGAUUGGUAUUUGUUUAUUUUAAUAUAGAAAGUAGAUUUUAUUAUUAUUAUUAUUUCUAAUGCUCAGUAUUAUCCAAAAAGUUGCAGUACAAAAAGUGCAUUAAUUUUCUUGGUAGGUGCAAUGGGUCUGUGACUCACCUUCGUUAUACAGAGAAAGUUCUAAGGAUGCUAUGGGUUAGGGAAAAUAGAAAAUACAGGUACAGGACAGGUGUGCAUGGUGGUGCUGCUAACACAUUCUCCCCCUGGCAACUCAGUAUCAAAGCCAGACAUGUACUAUGCCAUUUUUAAGGAGGCACAUCCAGUAAAUUACUAAUGAAAUUAUUAAUUAAAUAAUUAAUUGGGGAGAAAUAUACUAAUAUUGGAAUAUCUAUAGGAAGUGCAGGUAAUCACUGUGGGUAUAGGUCCUACAUCAAUUGAUUUGUGCUACGUCCUCAGGCAAACACAUAUCAAAUAAUGUCACAGCACAACAGCUACAGCACAGGUACGGCUGUAUCUGAGUGGCGGUCACCUCUUUUCACCCAGAAUUUCAGCAAAGUAUGGUCAUGUGAAUAGAUACUGUGAAAAUAGCACACACAGCUUCAUUCGCUCAUUUGGGCAGGUUGGUUGCUUUGGUAGUAUUAGAGGGCUGAAUUCUAAAUAGAGACCUAAUCAUUGUUUCUUAAUGAAUUGAUGUAUUUCCAAAGGAAACUUUGAAUUUGGGAUUCCUACUGAAAUUGCUUUUUGCACUAGCCUCUGCACAUGUGAAAUAUAAGGCAAAGCCUUCGGCUCAGAAAGACAUUGCCAAAAAUGGUGAUGAGACACAUCCUUCAGUCAAAAUAUGUUUAAUACAGAUAACAUUGAAUUGAAUCACUGGGAACAUCCUUUCUCCUCAUCAAUAGACUUAAAGAAAGACAGAGAAAUUAGGAUGAUUAAGUUUCGUUUAAAUAUGUUAAGAACCUCUACUACUGUCCUUCAGUGCAGUAAAAUGCAAAUUAAAUAUACCUGAAGCAGAACGUUUGUCAGAUGUAUGCAUUGACUAGAAUCAAGUAAAACUUUCAGCUACUUUGGUACUGUUACUGUGCCAAUAAUGGGGUGGUUUGCCCUGAAAUUAUUUCUGCUACUGCUAAUACAAACUCCUUGAUUUUGCCAUGUUUUGUUUCGAUCUGCCUAAUUUAAAUCAACAUCAACUGUAAUUACAGUGUCCCAGCACAUGACAUUUCAAGGUAAACAGUACUAGAGACAGAAUUAUUUUGUUUCAUUUUUGUUCUUCUGUUUUGUUUUUUUUUUUUUUUUUUUUUUUUUUUUUUUUUUUUCAAAAUAGCAGUAGGGUUUUUUAGAUAAUGGUGCUGAAAUAUAUUUCCUUUAUUUUGCAGCAGAUUUGUGUGUCUUUUAAAUUUUCAGUCUGUCUGCUCUAUCAAGGUGACCCCAAAAUUGGUGAGUGGGCUGACUUACCAAGUUUGACAGAGCACCGGAGUAGCGUUGGGUCUUCCCUGACACCAAGUACCUGGAACAGAGGGAAUGCCAGUGCAACAGUCUUUGCCUGCUGGAUGGCACCAAAAUAGGCAUUUCAGAAAUCAGAUACACACCCCAAUUUCUUUUCAGCAGUUUUUCCCACAUCCAACAUCCUGAUCAGAACAGGAUUCUUAAGCCAUAAUAGUACAGACUUCAGUGAAACACAACAGACACUUGUUACAGAUGAGGUUGUAGGCUUAGGGUCUUCAUUACCAUUUUGUGCUUUUAUUCAGUGUCUUUCUCUGUGUGUCUUGCAACUGUAGUUGAGUGUUGUCAGCGUUGGCAUGGGCUUAGUGUUGGCAUGAGUCCUGAUGCACAAAAAAAAAAAAAAAAAAAAAAAAGGCAGAGUGCCUCUAAGCAAGAAAGUUGGCAACAUUUUCCUAAACUUUUCCUCUUCUUCCUGGCCUACUGCCUGGGCUUACCUGGCUUGAGGGAUCAAGGCCAGUUGCAUUUUCUACACUCUUCCAUAGCUAUGGCCCUGGGAGCUGUUCUUUGCCCACUGUGUGGAAGCACUACAUUGUACAGUUUAAUGUAUGUAUAUUAAAAAACAAGUUAAAAUAUUCUUCUGUGUAUAAAACAUAUAUAAUCUAGUAUCCAUUUGCUACACUGCAGUAAAAAACCCACAGGUUUUAUUCUGUGUGCUCCUUCGGUGUGGGAUUCCAUGUCCGUGCCUUCGGGACUGGAGGAUCACGUCCACUCUCUCAUGGAUCUUUAUCACUAGCAGAGUGAUAAAACAGAGUGAGCAGAGUUCACCACACAUUCAACUGGAAAUCCAUGCAUGGCGUUAUGACGGGAUCUGCUAGCACUAAUGCAUUAGAAUUUUAAAGUGAAAUUCAUCCUAUCUUCCACAUGAAAUAUAAUUCUCCUCAGUUUUAUCAAUAAAACAUUAGAAACAAAGUACAAAUCUGCUCUUCUGAAAGUACAUUGGAGUUUUGCCAGUGACUUCAGUAAGAACAGAACCAGGUCCCUCAUUUACAUUAUACUGUUUUGGAAAUAAGUAUCUGUUUUACUAAGCUGUAAAGCAAAAGACAAGCUCUAUGUCUGUCUUUAAAAUUGCAUAUUGUCAUGAACUAGAUUUUUAGUGACUAACUGAGCACAAGGUGCAAUGUUUGUUUUCUGAUAUGCAGCUAACUGGUAUUUACUAUGAAAACAGGCAGGAACCAAAGUUUCUCUUACAGCUGGCAUAGUCUUUAUAGCUGUUGUAGACUGUGCUGCUAGGUAGGUUGGAUUUUGCUUUCUGAUACUGCUUUUCUAGAUUAUUAGAAAUUACAGAAAAUAUUCGGAAAAGAGAGGAGCAAGUGUAACCACUAUGAUAUAUUCUAUAUAUGUUUUCUAACACAUAGUAGUGUCUUUUAUAACAUGAGCCAUAAAACUUGUGUAUUUAUGUUCAAAGUAUAAACUGAGAAAAAUGUUUAAUAAAAAAAUAUGAUAAAAAUUAACUUCAGGAGCACAUUUCUCGGGUCAUCAUUUUAACUAGAAGGCUAGAAUUUGUGUCAUGCACUAAUGAAUAGUAUACAAAUUAAUGGACUUAUAAAAGGGAAAGUAGAACAUUAAGACAUUAAUGAAGGUGUGUAUUUUUUUGUUUAGUUUUAUAGUUUCUACCAUUUAGAAAACAGCAAAUGCAAUUUCUGAAAAAGAUGCAGUCUUAAAAUAAGUUUGACCCCUGUAUCAAUGGACCCAAAUAGUGUCUAAGCAGUGGAAUUUCUACCACGCUGUGUACGUGGACUAUACAUUUAGCACUUGGGCAGCAUGCAUGAUGCGUGAGAAUGAGAAGCAUUAAUCAUCAAAAUGAGUAUUGCAGAGCAAAAGCAUUAACAGAGGAAAUUAAUUUACAGUCGCUAACUGGCAAUUCAUUCUAAUUAAUCUGCCAUAAAGGAUAUAUACAGAAUCCCAUGAUUGUGUUUAAAUACUGAGACUUGUAUUCAUCAGCCUCGGCAAUAGCCUUUUUGUGUGUACCUGCACUAUUAUAAAUAAACAAGAGUUACUGAGUUUGUUUGCUGGUAAA
Molecule: messenger RNA, 8250 nt
Organism: Tyto alba (common barn owl)
Lineage: Eukaryota; Metazoa; Chordata; Aves; Strigiformes; Tytonidae
Gene: ARHGEF10
Product: Rho guanine nucleotide exchange factor 10
Exons: 29
Coding region: 129-4190 (1353 amino acids)
Biological process (GO): mitotic spindle assembly; positive regulation of stress fiber assembly; actin cytoskeleton organization
Cellular component (GO): centrosome
Molecular function (GO): protein binding; guanyl-nucleotide exchange factor activity
Source: RefSeq, a predicted model, not a curated record